This is a messenger RNA of Oxyura jamaicensis (ruddy duck), 4471 nucleotides long. It is a transcript of the gene TPBG, whose product is annotated as trophoblast glycoprotein. The transcript is spliced from 2 exons. The coding region runs from base 180 to 1385 and encodes 401 amino acids. Gene Ontology annotation, biological process: negative regulation of canonical Wnt signaling pathway. Gene Ontology annotation, cellular component: plasma membrane. The record is from RefSeq and is a predicted model, not a curated record. Gene Ontology annotation, molecular function: protein binding. Lineage: Eukaryota; Metazoa; Chordata; Aves; Anseriformes; Anatidae.
GCCGGGGCGGCGGUUGGUUUCUCCUGGCAGCGGAGGCAGGGCCAGGCGCGGCGAGGGUGGGCGCGGAGUUGGCGGCGGGGCCGGGGGAGGCGGCGGCGGAGUUGGCUCCGGACGCGGCGGCUGGAGGUCUGCGGAGCGGAGCCGGCUUCGCCUCGCCUCUCCUCGCCGGCCGGAGCCGAAUGCGCCCGGAGGGGAAGGUCCCGUCGCGGGCCGGGCCGCCGCCGCCCGCCGGUGCCGGAGCGAUGUCGGGGCGCGAAGCCGAGCGCGGCGGGGCGCUGUGCCUGGGGCUGCUGCUGCACGUCCUGCUGGGCUGCGGCUCGGCUCAGCAGCCCGGAGGCUGCCCGGCCGGCUGCGAGUGCUCGGAGGCGGCCAAGACGGUGAAGUGCGUGAACGGCAACCUGACGGAGGUGCCGCCCGACCUGCCGCCCUACGUGCGCAACCUCUUCAUCACCGGCAACCCGCUGCGCCGCCUGCCCGCCGGCGCCUUCGCCGCCCAGCGCCUGGCCGAGCUGGGCGCCCUCAACCUCAGCGGCAACCACCUGCGGGUCGUGGAGGCCGGCGCCCUCUCGGCCCUGCCCGCCCUGCGGCAGCUGGACCUCAGCGGCAACCCGCUGGCGUCCCUCAGCCCGCAGGCCUUCGGCGAGGGCGGCAGCCCGCUGGAGGAGCUGGCCCUCCGCGGGGCUCUGCGCGACCAGGGCGCGCUGCUGGGGCUGGCCGCCCUGCUGCAGGCCGGGGCCCUGCGCAACCUCAGCCGCCUGGAGCUGUCCGACAACGGGCUGCUGCUGCUGCCCGCCGGCAUGUUCGGCGUGCUGCCCGCCCUGCGGCACCUGGACCUCAGCAACAACUCGCUGGUGGGGCUGCGGAACGUCUCCUUCCAGGGGCUGGGCCAGCUGCAGAGCCUCAACCUCAGCGACAACUCGCUGGGCGUGCUGAGGAACGGCACCCUGGCCCAGUGGCGCGGGCUGCCCGCCCUGCGGCGCAUCGGCUUCGGCCGCAAUGCCUGGGUCUGCGACUGCGCCAUCGAGGACCUGGUGGCCUGGCUCAAGGAGAGCGACCAGGUAGAGGGCAAGGAGGCCCUGACCUGUGCCCACCCAGAGAAGAUGCAGGGCAAAGCCCUGCUGAAGAUCAACGCCUCAGACCUGAACUGCUCUGUGCCCGUAGACCUGCCUUCCCAGCUACAGACUUCCUACGUCUUCUUAGGGAUAGUCUUGGCUCUCAUCGGGGCCAUCUUUCUCCUGGUUUUGUACUUGAACCGAAAAGGAAUCAAAAAGUGGAUGCAUAACAUCCGAGAUGCCUGUAGGGAUCACAUGGAGGGAUAUCACUACAGAUACGAGAUCAAUGCCGACCCCAGGUUAACAAACCUCAGCUCCAACUCAGAUGUCUGACAAAGCGCCGCGGAAGCGGGGCAACGCACAGUAGCUAUGCAUGAAAUGUAGACUGAUGCUUUACCCUUGUGCUUGCUUCCCUCUCCCUAGAGAAAUCUCAGACGUGCUUGCAAGAUGAGGGGGAUAUGCCUCCAUGUGAUGUUCAUUACCCUUCUCUCUUUGUUCUGAGAUGCUGGGCAGCUGCGCAUGGUGUUGGGCUGUAUGUAAGAAACAAGCUGCUACUUUUCCUCCUUACCUGUUUUCAUUGGUACUCGUGGGAAGCUUUUUCCAAGAUCUCAAAAGAAAAAAAGGAUUCUCUCUGUGAUGCUCCAAAGCCACAAGAGUUUAUAUUAUAUAUACAUAUAUAUAUAUAUACACACACAGAUACCAUUCAACAAAAGCUGCCUCAACUUUUUCGGAAAAAAGAUUACAAUCUUCUGUGCCACUUUUGGUCUUGUAUAUCUGAAUUGUGAUGACGAUGAUUCCAUUUCAUAGACUUACACUGAGUCUCAGAAAAACAAAGAAACUCCUUUUAACAAGUCCUCUGUAACAACGAAGGAAAUCAACUAGAGAGCAUGCACAAACACUUUAUAGUUUUACAUGUUAGGAAAUUUACAAUCUCACUAAGUCUCUUAGUAUUUUAUACUAAGUUAUUUUUGAUUGCAGUUUACCUGAAAAGACUUUUUUUUUUUUCUAUAUAAGCUGCAUCUAAACUCCGUCUGAACCGUUAAAUUCAAUAAACAGUCUUACAAGAACUUGUGUUGAAGUUUGCUGUUUAAUGAGAAAUGUAUGGACAUCUAAAAAUGUUAAUAACUUUAGAGUCUCGGGAGUAAUAGCCCUACGGUAGUAAUCUGAAUAAAAUUUUGUAUGAACGUGUAGCUUAGAGACAUAAAUAUUUAUGACAGUUUUGUGAAAUAGGCUUUAAGAAUUACACUGAUCAACGGCGAGAGUAGUUCCACUUGGCACAAAAGCCCCCAGUCUGCUCUCCCGAAACAACUGCAAAACGUCGAGACAGAUGCUAGUGUCUAUCUAGCUGGGAAGGUACGAGCUAAUAGAAUUUACAUAAGCUCUUCUCUACCAAAUUUCAAAACAUUCAAAUUAAAUUGCAGAGUUUGCAAGCUAAAGAAAAUUGUACUGGAAUGGAGGUGUUUGUUAUAAAAGAUAUGCUUGCAGGUCCUGAACUAAAUUAAAUGCAGCUCAGUCGUGUAGUCAGUGAGCUUCAGACCUGUAAGUCAGUGCAGCACAUAGUAAAUGAAGUUCUUGCUGUUUGAUUUUAAACUCUCAGUGCGAUCCUGUAGUGACUACAUUGAGUAACUCUAUGGAACUUUGCAUUUAUCUUAAGACUUCUUACAGGUACGUUUAAGUAUUGUGUAAUUUCUCAUGCUUAUUACUUGCUUGGGAAUGCAUUUUCAUGUAAAUAUAUGAAGCAUGCAAAGAAAAACUUCAGAAAUGCAUCAUUUACUAAUUCUGAAGGCAUAUUGAAAGGUUACCAAGAACCUUCCAGUGGCCGUCAGUAAUUAAUGCACUUUUCCUAAUAUAUUCUUAGAUUUUUAAUGAAAAAAAAUACACCAAAUGUGAAAGUGUAAUGUAAAUUGGUAUCUGUCAGUAUAUUGGUGGAGCUUUUUCCAUGGUCACUGUUAAUGGAAGCUCUUAAGCAUCUGAAAUUUUAUGAAUUAGGAGCAAAUUUCCUUCAUUUUCAAAAAUGACAGUUUUGUCAUAGAUAUAUGCCUUCAGUAAGAGCUCAUAAAUAUAAAAUAGUCCUUAAGGAAUCAGAAGAAAUAUCAUCUAUCUGGGGCAUCAGUAUUAUCCAAAUGCAUUUUUCUCUCCUUGUAACUUCAGACAUUGUCAAAACAAGUAGCACAAGUUGGUUUAGACUAAUUUUCUAUUUCUUUAAAUGGGCUUUAUUCAAUACCAGCAAUUUUUUUAAUGUGCUUUUGUACAUUUGCCCUCAAAAGUAAAAAAGAACAUUAAGUACAAUCAAUAUUUUGAUAAAUCAGUGUAUUCUAAAAUUAAUGUGUGUUCAACAAUAGCCUAUUUCUCCUGCUGUAUUUAAAUGUAUGAGCAAUACCUGAAUAACAGCAUAUGAAUUUAAGUUUGUGGAUUCUUAAAAGCAAACUUCUGGCCUGAAUGUUAGCUGCACAUAUUUUAAGAAUAGUGUAAAAAAGCCCGGUGUGAAUAAUUAUUACUGUGCAACUAUGCAAACUGUUCAUACUUAGCAUACAUCCAAUAGUUGAUGUAACAAGGUAGAGUUUACAAUAGCUAUGCAGUGUGCUGUGUUGUAUUGGUCAUGUUGGAGAUUAUCAAUUUCCACUCAUCUAUACAGUGCCAAGAGGAGAGGAGUGUCAUCCUUGCUUAAGAUGCUUCUCUAAUGUUAUAGAUAAAAUAUGUACAAACAAAGACUUUUCUCGGGCAAUUUGUAGUUUGUUUGUUUUCUUAACAGAUGCUUUCAAGUAACUGCAGCGAAAACCUAUGAUCCUUAAUGUGUUAAUGUAACAGACAUGCAUUUAUAGAACCGUGUAAGGAUGGGCAACGACUUGAAUCACAGUCUGUCACCACUGGACUGAGUAUUUGUAUAGUGAGCAAGUGUAACUCUUGUACCACACCUAUUAUUCUGAAGAUUAUUAUUAUUUUUGUAUCAUGGAACCUCAUUGUAAUAGACUUUAAUUAGAGACCUGGUGAUGGAGACUUUAAAAUAUUUUUUUUCAUUUGCUUAUAUGUGCAUUUGUUAGGAUAUAAGUUAGCAUGUGUGAAUAUUGUGAUGGAUGACAUUCUCUUACAGUGUUUGACCGACAGUGAAUGCUUUGGUGUUUUGUACAAUGCAUUUGGUCUUAAAUCCCCUUCUAUAACCAGUGCUUGAGAUUUGUUUUCCUUUCCUAUUACAAAAUAGUUAUAGUGGUACUCAGAAGACAUUUAAAAAGUAGCUCCCAAAGUGCUUCAGAGCUUGGUUAAAAACUAUUCCAUUUAAAAUAGCAUUAGUUUAAGGGUUCUUCUGAAGCAUAUUUUAUUCUGCUUUGACACCUAAAACUUCAAUUGAUUACUAUUUCCAGAGCAGCUUAGCCAGGCUGUUUUAUUCAUUCAUUCUUCAAUAAAACACGUGCAGUACUAAA